Pseudozyma hubeiensis SY62 is the source of this 867-nucleotide messenger RNA. RefSeq lists its product as hypothetical. Gene Ontology annotation, molecular function: catalytic activity. Bases 1 to 867 code for a protein of 288 amino acids. Gene Ontology annotation, biological process: nucleotide metabolic process. NCBI's taxonomy places the organism in Eukaryota, Fungi, Basidiomycota, Ustilaginomycetes, Ustilaginales, Ustilaginaceae. The record is from RefSeq and is a predicted model, not a curated record. The transcript has 2 exons.
AUGAUCUGCGGAGUGGAGGUGAAACGUCGAUCAAAAUGCGGAAACCCAAAAAGUUGCAGCAGCGCACAGGCAGCCGAGAUUUCCCCACACACGACAGGCCAAGGAACAGCAAAGCAGCAAAGGUCGUCGGUUAUUCGAAUCUGCCUGAUAACCGAGCCUCGACCAUCGCCUCGUCCACCUCCGACUCUCUCGACGGCGACCUCUAUUCCAGCUUCACCAACUGGAAGCAUACACCGAAAAGCCAUGACCUCGCACACAUUAGCUCGCUUCGAUGCGAGCAAGGAUCUCUCCGACGACUGCGCGUUCUGUCGGAUCGUUGCCGGGCAGUCUCCUGCGUACAUCGUCUAUGAAGAUGAGCACAACCUUGCCUUUUUGGACAUCCUGCCGCUGAGACCGGGCCAUACGCUGGUAAUCCCCAAGAAGCACGUUCAGCAAGUGUCCCAUCUGGAUCAGGAGACGGCAGCUUCACUGUCGCAUGCGCUCGUACAGACGACACGAGCUGUCGGCAAAGGUGAGUUCUCCUUCGAUAAUACUCCUUCUGUGAAAGACAAGAACGCUAAUCAUCGCUUUCUCAUAUUACUCGGUGACAUCUAUGAUGCAGCGCUUGGCGACGAAAGGCUGCAAGUGAUCACCAAUCAGAUCUACGCACAGCUUGUCCCUCAUGUUCAUUUCCACAUCGUCCCCGCUGCGAUGCGACCAAACACGGACGGGAAGGCCAAGAAAAGUUCAGCAUCGAGCAAUCCACUGGCGGCACUGGGACUGGGGCAUGGACGUGAAGAGCUCGACGAUGAGGAAGCCGAAGAGCUCUGCAAAAAGAUCCGUCAAGCCGCGCAACUGUCCAAGAACGAACCGCAUGCAAAACUGUGA